AUGGAGAUUCUUCGCAAAUUCGGUACCAAGCGGUCUAAAGCAUCUGCCUCAACACCAGCAGGAGUAAGUGCAAGAGCAGCAUCCCCAACAUCAAAAACCGCAAGACCGUCUCCCUCUUUCCGAUCGCCCAUCGGCCGACCCAUGUCCAGCAACCCCUUCGCCGCCACCACUACGCCGACUCGGAGACCACCGCCACCCGCAAACGACACGAGGGGAGCGCCCCCUCCAUACUCGGCAGCCCCGAACAGCCCAGCAGAUCUCGCCUCACCGAUGCAAGUUGCCGACGACUCCCCUUACGCUUUCCUACGCGAGUUCGACACGGUCUUUCUGAUCGACGACAGCGGAAGCAUGGCAGGGCGGAGCUGGAGAGAGACCGCGGCCGCGAUCAGCGCGAUUGCUCCGAUCUGCACCACGCACGACGCGGACGGGAUCGACAUUUACUUUCUGAACCACCGCAACCCUACGAACUCGCGCUUGGGCGGGUACACCAACGUCACCACCACUGCGGCCGUGCAGAAUCUGUUCCAGAGCGUGCGGCCGCUGGGAGGCACUCCAAUGGGAACGCGGCUCAACCAUCUUCUCAAGCCGUAUCUAGCUGAAGUGGCGGAGUCGCUUGAACGACAGGCCCACGGUCACGACGCUACGGUCAAGCCGCUCAACAUCAUCGUCAUCACCGACGGCGUGCCCAGCGACGAUGUCGAGUCGGUGAUUGUGAGUGCGGCUAAAAAGUUGGAUUCGUACGGGGCAGAGCCGUGGCAAGUCGGGAUCCAGUUCUUCCAAGUCGGGCGGGAGCCAGAAGCGGCUGAGAACUUGACAGAAUUGGACGAUGCGCUUUCUGGGCAAUACGGCAUUCGCGAUAUGGUUGACACGGUGCCCUGGACGGGGAAUGAGGGCCAGGAACUUACGGCACAGGGAUUGCUCAAGGUAUGCUUGGGGUCCGUGGUGCGCAGACAUGAUCGACGGGCUGUAUAA
Capronia epimyces CBS 606.96 is the source of this 972-nucleotide messenger RNA. RefSeq lists its product as uncharacterized. The coding region runs from base 1 to 972 and encodes 323 amino acids. The transcript has a single exon. The record is from RefSeq and is a predicted model, not a curated record. Lineage: Eukaryota; Fungi; Ascomycota; Eurotiomycetes; Chaetothyriales; Herpotrichiellaceae.